Molecule: messenger RNA, 791 nt
Organism: Rhopilema esculentum
Lineage: Eukaryota; Metazoa; Cnidaria; Scyphozoa; Rhizostomeae; Rhizostomatidae
Product: microsomal glutathione S-transferase 1
Cellular component (GO): membrane
Source: RefSeq, a predicted model, not a curated record
AUUCUUUAUUCAGUCUUUUGCAGUUUGGAACUUUGGAACGGAAGCAAAUUGUGUUGCAGAAGCAAAUAUACCUCAGCUUGUUCAUCAUGAUUCCUCAAUCUUUGAACAGCGAACUUUUUGCAACUUACAUAUUUUAUGCAUCUGUUUUGGUUUUCAAAACUCUUUUCAUGAGCAUAUGGACAGCAAGACACAGAAUUGCCAAGAAGAUAUAUCCAACAAGUGAAGACUAUAAGGUGGAAAAGGGACACAAACCACCUACAAAAUUUACAGAUGAUGAUAUAGAAAGAGUGAGAAGAGCCCACUUGAAUGACUUGGAGAACAUUCUGCCAUUCCUCAUUUGUGCACUACUGUUUGUGAUCACAGAUCCAGACAUUGUCAUUGCCAAAUGGUUUUUCCGUAUCUUCACCACUGGUCGAAUCCUACAUACACUUGGGUACUUGAAUGCCAUCCAUGGGCUUCGAGGUGCUGGCUUUCUUAGCUCAAUGGCUGUAAACAUGGCCAUGACUGUCAUGGUGAUAUGCAAAUCAUUUGGAAACUUUUGAUCAACAGAUAAGAAGAAACCUUGUAUUACGGAACUUUCAUAAAAAUCUGAUUUUGAUUUGUCUCAGCAAAUUUUUUAAGUAUUUUGCUUCAAUUUACUCUGUAGAACUUUUACUCCUUGGAUUUUGCUGUUAUAUAGAGUAAAAGUUAUUAGCAUAAACUCACUCAGGAGAAGAUUCUUUUAUGUAGCUUUCUUGACAUUUGCCAAUGUAAAGUUUGUAGUGAUUCAGACAAGAAAAAAGGCUACUUUA